Messenger RNA from Coprinopsis cinerea okayama7#130, 975 nucleotides. RefSeq lists its product as hypothetical. Gene Ontology annotation, molecular function: glycosyltransferase activity. The record is from RefSeq and is a predicted model, not a curated record. The coding region runs from base 1 to 975 and encodes 324 amino acids. The transcript has a single exon. Lineage: Eukaryota; Fungi; Basidiomycota; Agaricomycetes; Agaricales; Psathyrellaceae.
AUGAGGUGCGGAAAUCAAGCACGACGUGGGGCUAUCGCUCUGUUGCUUCCCUUCACACUCCUACUAGCCGUGGUGUUCUAUCUCUAUUCCAUCCCAGAAACAACUAUCCGGGCGCCUUUCUCCUCUUCUGACCAACCGAUCCCCAAUGGCAAUCCGUUUGCCUUCGUUUUCUACGCCACCAAUGCGGGCUACGCUUGCGGUGCCCUACUUCUAAUCAAGCAGCUCUCUUCCCUCUCCCCGGGAAUCUCGACCGUUUUGAUGGUCCCACCCACCUUCCUUCCACGGAAUCUCGUCCCCUUUCAACGCUUCAACACUACAAUCGUAAAGUUGAAACCCCCUCCGCUGGCAGGUGGAGGCGACGCUUACUACUGGUCUGCCCUACUCAAGUUGAGAGCAUUCCAACUGCAAGAACAGCUGCCUGAUCUCAAGCGCAUCAUCGUUAUGGACUCGGACCAGAUCAUACGAAAGCCACUUCAUCACCUCUUCCACCUUCCAGAGGUGGAGGUAGCUGCACCCGUUGCCUACUGGCUCGAGAACACGGAAUAUACCACCUCGGCGUUGAUGGUGAUCUCCCUCUCAAAACGUCUGUCGAAAGAGGUCACGACGGCACUCACUACGAUCCGGAGUAAAGAGUACGAUAUGGACCUGGUCAAUCGACUCUUCUAUCCCUCACGGAUGCUUGUACUUCCUGGGUCUUACUGCACCCUCAACUCUCACUGGGAGAGCUCUGAGCUUCCGGACUGGAUGCAGAACAAAACGAAAGGGCUGCAGGGACUGUGGGAGGAAGAGAGCCAAGUUAUCCACUUUUCGGCGGGAGGAAAGCCCUGGAAUGUAAAUAUGAGGCGGAUGAACAGACUCAGGGAGCAAGGGAAAGUGGAUGGAAUGUUCGUGAAAAUGGUCGAGGAUUGGAGGGAAGAGGCGGAUAAAACAUGUGUGUUGGGAUGGCAAGGUCGUGCCCCAUUGCGGUCUCGGUAA